AUGGCGGCCCACACAAACUGCCUGCCGCACGUCUUGGGCGAGGGGUGGAGAGUUCUUGCCCUGGCCGCGCUUUUGGGGGGGCUGUUUCACUGCUUUUGGGGAGUUCAUGGCAGCGCGGGAGCCUGGAAUUCUUUGAACGAUGACAUCUUGCUGCCAUAUCUUCCUGCUCGGCAUGGCCCACGGCACAACCAUCAGUACAUCCGAGAUUGCCAAGCUCUCCGGCAUGGCAAUGCGACGCAUGAAACCUGGCCCAGCGACAACACCACUGCCUCCCCUUUGGCCAUUACGUAUGGAUUUGUUUCGGACUUCCCGCCACAUAGUCCAAAUCGUCGACAAGUGUACGGCCACUUGACUAUUGUGCGGGACCCCCUGAGGACUUUUUCUGUGCUAGAACCCGGCGGGCCGGGAGGCUGCCGUUUCCGCCACAGAGCCACUGUGGAAGAGACAGUAAGCCGAAGCCGGUGCCUUGUGGCCCAGAAUGGGGGCUAUUUUAGUACAAGCACUGGAGAAUGCUUAGGGAAUGUUGUCAGCAAUGGGCAGCUGGUACAGAACUCUGGUGGAGUGCAAAAUGCUCAGUUUGGUAUCCGGAAAGAUGGCACCUUGGUCUUUGGCUACCUCUCUGAGGAGGAGAUCUUAGCUACGGAGAACCCAUUUGUGCAGCUUGUCAGCGGGGUGGUUUGGCUUCUGCGAGAUGGAGAGGUCUACGUGAAUCAAAGCCAGGAGGCAGAAUGUGACAAGACCCAGGAAACAGGGACUUUUGACACUUUUGUCAACACUGUGUCUGCCAGGACGGCUGUGGGGCAUGACCGACAAGGACAGCUUGUGUUGUUUCACGCUGAUGGGCAGACGGGCGUCAGAGGCCUGAACCUCUGGGAAAUGGCAGAGUUCCUGAAGCAGCGCGGCGUCGUGAACGCAAUCAACCUGGAUGGCGGCGGGUCAGCUACUUUCAUCUUAAACGGAACGCUGGCUAGCUACCCCUCGGAUCACUGCGUGUUGGACUCCACCUGGCGCUGCCCUCGGAGCAUUUCGACCGUCCUGUGCAUGCAUGAGCCUGCCUGCCAACCCCAAAACUGCAGCGGGCAUGGGCACUGCAUGCUUGGACAAUGCCACUGCGACGGAGCCUUCUGGAGCGGGCCAGCCUGUGAUGUCCUGGACUGUGGCCCUUCCAACUGCACUCUUCAUGGAAUGUGCACUGAGAAGGGAUGCCUCUGUGAUGCUGGCUGGACCGGUGCAAACUGCACCCAAGCUUGUGCCAACGGCACCUACGGGGACAGUUGUGCCCAGACGUGCCUCUGCCGCAACAAUGGCCAGUGUGACCCUGUGCAUGGAUCCUGCACUUGCCCAGUGGGCUUCCAAGGAAUCUUGUGUGGAGAAGCAUGUCGUCUCGGACGAUACGGACCAAGCUGUCAGCAUGUCUGUCAGUGCCCCGACCAGUGUUACUGUGAUCGGAGGACGGGCAGUUGCAAUAUUUCUCUUGACUCAGCCAUACUGGAUGAGUUAGCUAGAGCUGGACAAUGCCUGCUCCUAGCCAGCCCAAAGGAAGAAUUAUUUUUCUCUGAGAAAGCCUGGACUGGAAUAACGCUUGGCUUGCUGGUCCUGCUUUCGCUCAGUGCGUUGGUGAACGUCAAGCUGUUCCUCCGCAGCUCCAGAGAGUGUCACGAACGUGGCCGAUACACCUCUGUCCCCCUGGAAGACAUGAAUGGGGAGACCAGACACCGGGGCCCGCUGGCAGUUUGGGAGACCGAUGAUCCCACGGAGGCUGCCUGGGACUCCAAUCAGUUAGAAAGUGUUGAGCUUCUCUGAUCAAAAGAGGCUUUCUUCGAUGGAGCAGAAUCUUCUGGAGAUCCCAUCAUUCUUCAGCGUAGAAGUUUUCUCCUCCUUUUGGGAAUCGGCUGCCAUUUUUCCUAUUGCCUUAGCUGGAACCAGUGGCCCAGGAAGGGCUGAGUCAGUGGGAGCUUAUGGUUUGGAUCCCAAGGAGGGAAGUCCAAAUUGUCUGAAAAUAACCAUCUCCCACCUGCAAGUUUUGGAAAGAAGGUGAACGUUGGUGACUGGAGCUGGCCAUCUCUCCAAUGCUUCAACAGAACUCUACAGUCUUGAAAUGCUGUAGAAGCAGUGAUUCAUUAUUUGAGAGUGGGGAAGUAAUUUUUGGAUUGCUUUAUGGGUGAGGAAUUCUCCUGUCUUACAACAGCAGGUUGCUUCAUUCAGAAACCGUAUCCCAAAAUGUUUAUUAUGUAUUUGUCCCCCCCCACCACACCUUCCCGUCCUCCACACACUAGUCUUCCUGGAGGAAAAAAGAAAAGGCGAGGAACUUGUAGUUUUCUGGACAUCUUUGGACCACAGCUUCCAUCAUCCCAAUUGGUCGCUUCGCCUCAUAGAGCUGAUGGGCUUUGGAGCUAACCAGGUUUUGGAGUGCUUCUGCUCCUGUAAACAGUGCUGCAACGUGGGCCAAAUGUAUGUGCCAACCUAUUUUAUCACUGCCUCUUACACAUACACAGGAAAGAGACCUAGUGUUUUGUGGUUCCUGCCAUGUUAACAGGCAUAAUUGAGGGUGCUGUGCUGAUAAGCCAAACCACUUAACCAAACUGCAAUACUGCUUUCUGAUGAACUUAUGAAGGAUAAGUGAUGAUUAACCAAUCAGAGUUAUUAACCCUUGUGGACAGUGGAGAGGAGCCUAUAUUCUUCACUGUUACUUGCAUAUGCAGAUUUAUAUGCCAGCUUUUCCCAUUCUCCUGUUUUGGGAGGAGAGGAAAUUCAGUGCUUUUAUUUAACUGCAAACUUUGUUUGUUUUCCUUUUUCAUACACUGGACUUGCACUUGGGCUGCAUCGGCUACUGAUCUAAGGCAGCUCGGAGGUUCUUCACUUGCUUUAGCAGAUUAUAAUGGAUUCCCCAUUACCCCCUCUUAGGGAGUCCCUGCUUCACCGGAAAAUUGCAUUUUUGCAGAACGUUGCAUUUUUGUAAUGGCUGAUGAUGGGUAUUCUGCAUAUCCUUUGCUUCUAGAU
Candoia aspera is the source of this 3000-nucleotide messenger RNA. RefSeq names its product N-acetylglucosamine-1-phosphodiester alpha-N-acetylglucosaminidase (gene NAGPA). The record is from RefSeq and is a predicted model, not a curated record. The transcript is spliced from 11 exons. Lineage: Eukaryota; Metazoa; Chordata; Lepidosauria; Squamata; Candoiidae. Gene Ontology annotation, biological process: secretion of lysosomal enzymes. The coding region runs from base 1 to 1803 and encodes 600 amino acids.